UUGUGGAAUUCGUUUUCAAAGCAUAAAAUUAGGUAAAUUCCGUAAUAAAAUUCGAAAAAAAUGCAAAUAAAAUAAAAUUUAUCUUAAAAUUGUAUUAAAUAUAACACAAUAGUGCAAAUACAUCGAAUUCAUAUCAAAGAUAAAAUGUGUGAUACCAGCAAAAAGUCUAGCUCGAAGGUCAAAGAACCUGGCAGCGCUGUAAAAAUCUUAAACGAACGCGCUUCCAAACGCUCGAAACCAGUUAGUUCCGAGUCUAGUACACCGGCGAAGCAUGUCAAACUUUCCAUAGGAAAUAGUAAUACUGGUGAAAAUAAGACAGACAUGGAUCAUUAUGUGCUUAAAACUAUUAAGGACGAGGAAAAUGUUGAAGGCGGAGAAACAAUAGCCUUUGUGCUGUCUGAUCAAAAUGAGAAACAAAAAGAUGGAACAAAUGCCGUUGGUGAAGUUGCGGAAGAGCUGCAAAUUAGCGAGGAGGAAGCUGAUGACACUGAUGGAAAAAAUGAUAUGGUGGAGCAUGUAUGUGGCAAAUGUUACAAAACUUUCCGCCGCUUCAGUGGGCUCAAAAAUCAUAUGGAAUUUUGUCGUUAUGACAGUGGCUAUCAUUUACGCAAAAAUGAAAUGUUGAAAAACCUGGAAAAAAUCGAGAAAGAUGCUAUAACAAUGGAAAACAAAGAUGUUUGCUUUUGUUGCAACGAAAGUUACGACACAUUCCAUUUGGGGCACAUCAAUUGCCCAGAUUGCCCUAAAUCCUUCAAAUCGCAAAUGAGCUAUGAACGUCAUAUAUUUAUCACGCACUCUGAAUUUGAUGACUAUCCCUGCUCGAUUUGCAAUGCAAAGUUACGCAGCGCAAACUUAUUAAAUUUACACGAAGAACAGCAUAAAAAUCGUGGCAAGCCAUUUGCUUGUAAAAUAUGUGGAAAAGAUUUUACCCGUGCCUACCAUCUUAAACGUCAUCAAAAAUAUUCUUCAUGCUCAGCCAGUGGCACUGAUUCUAUGAAAUGCAAAGUAUGCGAUAAGGCUUUCUUCCGUUUGGACAAUUUGCGUGCGCAUCUGCGGCAGCAUUUGGGUACACACGUGGCAAAGAAACCCGAAUAUAGAUGUCCGCAAUGCAAAAAUUGUUUUUACAGCCUAUCAACAUUAAAUAUACAUACUCGAACACAUACGGGAGAGCGACCUUUCGAUUGCGAUUUAUGUGAAAAAAAAUUUCCGUCAUUAAUUGCACUGAAGAAACAUCGGCGAUACCAUACCGGUGAGAAGCCCUACACUUGUUCUGUGUGUAAUCAAUCAUUUGCGGUUAAAGAAGUACUAAACCGUCAUAUGAAGCGGCAUACGGGUGAACGGCCACAUAGUUGCAUGGAGUGUGAUAAAAGUUUCAUACAAGCAUCUCAACUGCGAAAUCAUGCACGAACGCAUGUUUUACCAUACGAAUGUUCAGACUGCGAACAAAAAUUCAAAACACCAAAGCAGCUGGAGAAACAUAGAAAGACUCACGUGAAAAAAUGUAAUGAGUGCAAUAAAUCAUUUACGGAUCAGUCUCAACUGGAAGAUCACAUGGCAAAUGUUCCUCAUAAAAAAUCAACCACAACACCUAGAAGGUCAAGCACCCGAAAAUCUAAGACGCGUGCUCGCACUGAUUGUGCUGUAUGCGAUGAGGACUUUAGUACCGUCAAGAACUUGCAAUUUCAUAUUCUUAAAGUACACGAGGUGGAUCCCGAAGAUUUUGUAAAUGAAAAGCCGAAAGAAAACAAAAAAAGUAAAAGCAGUGAAAAUGUAUAUAAAAUUGAAGGUGAAACUUCAAGCGAAAUUCAGAUUCUAAGCGAAACCGAAGGUAAUGCCGCCAUUAUGGCUGCUGGUAGUGUGAACAGCAAAGAAAUUUACAAUAAUACGCAAGAUGGAAGCAAUGGAGGUUUAGUUGUGAAGGAGUUUAUCGUCAAUGAUCUGCCGAGGGCGGAGCGAGAUGAUGCAAUUGUUCUUGAAGCAUUCACCGUCGUACCAUUGGAUGGAGACGGUCCGAUUGAAACAGUUACAAUAGGCUCUAUAGAUGUAUCGUCGGAAGUUAAAAAGGAACGACGUAAAUCGCUGGCUGAAUCGCUGGCGGUCGCUAUCGGUAAAGAACCCGUCACGCCAAGUGAACCGAUUCAAUUGAAUGAAGAGGAUAUGAAACUUAAGGAUAAUGUUGGUAAAUUGCUAGAUAUGUUAGUCGACAACAAAACAUUAAAGAAAUUUGGUUGGCCAACUAACAGCGAAGAGAACGUUUUGUGUCGCGUUAUUGAGAAUUGUGGCUACAACUUGACAAAAGAUGCAGAAACAUAUCGUGAUUGUGACUACGCAACGCGCAUGCGUGAAUAUGUAAAAUUGCUGUUUACGGUGGUGAUUCACAAUGACUCCAUUAAAGAGUUGUUGAACAAUUAUCCAAUCGACGAAGUAGUCGAAUAUGUUUUGGGUAAUGAUGAUGACGAAGACGAUGAUGUUGAUAACGAAUUUGAUGACAAUAGUAAUAUGAAGAAUUAGUUUAAAAUGUACAGGUGCAGAAAACGUUGCCUUUGUUUUUUAUGAACUCAUAUGAAAUAAUAUGAAAAACUACGGUAGUGAAAUUGCCUUUUAACGUCUUAACGUCUUAACAUUUUCGCAUAUUUGAUGUUAUGUACAGAUUUACGUACAAAUAUACAAAACGUAUUGCAUAGAUUUAUGCCGGUAUUGAAUGUAUGUGUGUACUUUUUUAUAACUGAAUUGAGAAUUAAUUAUUUUACAUGCACUCGUUUUUUGCCGGAAUGGAAUAUAUUUAAUUUUUGUAAAAUAUUACAUUAACAAUGAAUAAAAGUCGAAGUGAAGUUAUAAAAUAACAA
This is a messenger RNA of Anastrepha obliqua, 2846 nucleotides long. It is a transcript of the gene su(Hw), whose product is annotated as protein suppressor of hairy wing. The transcript has 9 exons. The record is from RefSeq and is a predicted model, not a curated record. Gene Ontology annotation, molecular function: DNA-binding transcription factor activity, RNA polymerase II-specific; RNA polymerase II cis-regulatory region sequence-specific DNA binding. Lineage: Eukaryota; Metazoa; Arthropoda; Insecta; Diptera; Tephritidae. The coding region runs from base 145 to 2511 and encodes 788 amino acids. Gene Ontology annotation, biological process: regulation of transcription by RNA polymerase II. Gene Ontology annotation, cellular component: nucleus.